AUGUCCGCUAACGACCGCCUCCCGGUGUUCCCCUCCGAAGGUGCCCAACUGGUGCUGAAGAACCAACUGCUGGCAGCUCAGCGGGGCCACGGAUUGCUGAAGAAGAAAGCAGAAGCGCUGGAGAUGCGCUUCCGGGUAAUUUUGGGCAAAAUUAUCGAAACCAAAAAUGCACUAGUGCAGGUGCUGAAAGAGGCGACGUUUGCCCUGGCCGAAACCAAGUUCGUCGCCGGAGACUUCAACCAGAUUGUGCUGGGGAGUGUGGGCAGUGCUGCCAUCAAGGUUUACACGACGAGGGACAAUGUUGCUGGGGUUACGUUGCCGGUUUUUGAGUGCUACGACGAUGGUCGGGACAGUUAUGGACUGUUGGGAUUGGCUAAAGGUGGCCAGCAGAUGCAGAAGUUGAAGCAGAACUAUCGGAGUGCCAUCAGUUUGCUGGUGGACCUGGCUUCGGAGCAGACUUCGUUUGUGAUUCUGGACGAGGUGAUCAAAACAACAAACAGACGGGUCAAUGCGAUUGAGCACGUGGUCAUUCCGAGGAUCAACCGGACGCUGAUCUACGUGGUAUCGGUGAUGGACGAGCUGGAGAGGGAGGAGUUUUUCCGCUUGAAGAAGAUUCAGGACAAGAAGAGGAUCGCCAAGAAGAAGCAGGAGGCCCGGCAGGCUGCGUUGCUGGAGAAGGGGAUAGACGCUCGGUAUCAGCCAAGUCUGCUGGACGUAAUUGAUGUCGAUGUAUUGUUUUAA
Molecule: messenger RNA, 741 nt
Organism: Culex quinquefasciatus (southern house mosquito)
Lineage: Eukaryota; Metazoa; Arthropoda; Insecta; Diptera; Culicidae
Product: V-type proton ATPase subunit D 1
Exons: 1
Coding region: 1-741 (246 amino acids)
Cellular component (GO): proton-transporting V-type ATPase complex
Molecular function (GO): proton-transporting ATPase activity, rotational mechanism
Source: RefSeq, a predicted model, not a curated record